Lodderomyces beijingensis is the source of this 1575-nucleotide messenger RNA. The record is from the annotation of a GenBank genome assembly. Lineage: Eukaryota; Fungi; Ascomycota; Pichiomycetes; Serinales; Debaryomycetaceae.
AUGUUGGUCAAGAACGGUAUAAAAGCUGGUUUUUGCACUCGAUUCUUGGUGCCACGCAGAGCAUUCACCGCUACAGCCAAAAUGGGUCAGGAAUUGCCAUUAAAAGUCACAGUUAAAAUCCCAACGGGUACCGAAUACCAGCAACCUACUGGUUUGUUCAUCAACAACGAGUUUGUCCGUCCUAAACAGAAAAAGACUUUUGAAGUCAUCUCGCCAGUCAACGAAGAGAAGAUCACCGACGUUUACGAGGCACUCGAAGAAGAUGUCGAUGUGGCUGUAGAUGCUGCUCGUGAAGCGUACAAGUCCUGGUCGUCCGUCACACCUGACACCAGAGCCCGCGUCUUGUACAAGUUGGCCGAUUUGAUCGAGGAGAAUGCCCAAUUGUUGGCUGAGAUUGAGACUUUUGAUAAUGGUAAAUCGCUUCAAAACUCCAAGGGCGACGUUGCUUUGACCGCGGCAUAUUUUAGAUCUUGUGCUGGAUGGACCGAUAAGAUCUUGGGCAACUUGAUCAACACCGGCGAGGGCUACUUGAACUAUACUCAAAGAGUUCCAUUAAUUUGCGGUCAGAUCAUCCCAUGGAAUUUCCCAAUCUUGAUGUUGUCGUGGAAAUUGGGUCCCGUCUUGGCCUCUGGCUCGACUACUGUUUUGAAAUCCGCUGAGUCUACUCCAUUGUCGGCUUUGUACAUUGCCAAGUUAUUAGUCGAAGCAGGUAUGCCAAAGGGUGUCAUUAACAUUAUUUCCGGUUUCGGCAAGACUGCUGGUAUGGCCAUUGCCUCGCACCCCAAGUUGGAAAAAGUCGCAUUCACUGGUUCGACAGGUGUUGGUAAAUUGAUCAUGAAGGCCGCUGCCGAGUCCAACUUGAAAAAAGUCACUUUGGAGUUGGGUGGCAAAUCUCCAAAUAUUGUUUUUGAUGAUGCUCACCUUGAAAACACCGUGCAAAAUUUAGUCAAUGCAAUCUUUUACAACUCAGGUGAGGUGUGCUGCGCUGGUUCGCGUGUUUUGAUCCAAUCGGGAAUCUACGACACAAUCUUGGCUAAAUUCAAGGAAGCUGCCGAGAACCUCAAAGUUGGUAAUCCAUUUGACCCCGAAACUUUUAUGGGUGCUCAAGUCUCUGAAGGUCAAUUGUCCAAGAUUUUAAACUACAUUGAGAUUGGAGAGAAAGAAGGUGCGAAAUUGGUUACUGGUGGAAAGAGGAAAGACGGUAAAGGUUUCUUCCUCGAACCAACUAUUUUCACUGACGUUAAGGAACACCACAGGAUUCAAGAGGAAGAAAUUUUUGGUCCUGUUGUCACUGUGAUUAAAUUUGACACCGUCGAAGAGGCGAUUGCUUUGGCUAAUGACUCAGAUUACGGUCUUGCUGCCGGUAUCCACACCACCAACGUCAACACCGCCAUCCAUGUGGCUAACAAAGUCAAUGCAGGAACCAUUUGGGUCAACACGUACAACGAUUUCAACCCCAUGGUGCCAUUCGGCGGCUUCCACUCCUCUGGUAUCGGUAGAGAAAUGGGUGAAGAAGUCUUUCACGAAUAUACUCAGUGUAAAGCUGUUAGACUCAAGUUGCUCCUUCCACAGUAG